Drosophila novamexicana is the source of this 1037-nucleotide messenger RNA. RefSeq lists its product as uncharacterized. The record is from RefSeq and is a predicted model, not a curated record. Bases 582 to 959 code for a protein of 125 amino acids. NCBI's taxonomy places the organism in Eukaryota, Metazoa, Arthropoda, Insecta, Diptera, Drosophilidae. The transcript is spliced from 2 exons.
AUUAAUUAUAUGUACACAUUUGUUAGAGCUAGAAUUUAGAUACCAUGUAUCAAUGUGUGUGAGGGAAUUUCGGCUCUCGGUGCAGGGUAUGUCCUAGUCGGCACACAUUUGAGUAGAGCACGAUUGUUGUAAAUGUGUGUGCAAUUUGACCAAAACAGCGACCGGCAACUGGCGACCUUUUUUGGCGGGCGUUUUGUAGAGCAUGAGAAACUGAAAACAGCUGAAAAACUGACGCAUUUAAUUGCACAAACUAUGGCCUAGGCCUAGGUCGGCGCACUAGCUGGAGCUUACACAGUGCUCUUUCGUUCAUAAUUAAUAUAAUAAUAAUAAAAUAUAUAUCCGAAGCCAGCUGCCGCCUUCAAAGUACGCUCACGGCUCGACGACAACUUUGAGCGUUUUCGCAGCGCUUUUGUCUCAAUUCAGUUGAGUGAAACUCGUUCUUGUGGCAUUCAACGUGAAACACAUAAAAGUACGCCAGCUCGUUAUUUGAGAUUCAGUUACAAAUUCAGUUUCAACUUUGUUAGCCAGCUGCCAGCUGCCAGUUCCAGCCCCAGUUGUUGUCCAGUGUUAAAUAUUCGAUCAUGUGGUCCACCCGCCUACUUCACUUGCUUGGUUGCCUUGCGCUGGCCCUGAGCACGGCUCGGGCGCAGUUCUUCUACCAUCAGGCUUUGGGACUGCCAGCGAAGGCCGCAUAUGAGCCAGCAUCGCCAUAUGUGGGAUAUGCCACGGCAGAUGCGCAUCCGUCGGUGGUUAAAAAUGCCCAAUGGGAGUCGCAGCUGCCGGGUGAGCUCUCCAAGAGUGCCCGCUUCUACAGCGAUCCGGUCAUAGCUGCCAAUCUGGCCAAGGAGUCGCUGCUGACGCGCAAGGAGAUGGCGGUUGUGCAUCGCGAGGCGGAAAAGAUUCCACGCGAACAGGUCUACAAGCUCUUCAAGAACGCGGGCUACUUGAGUCGCAGAUAGACGGGAAACCAGCUUCCAUUUCCCAAGUGCCUUGUUGUAUUCUAGUUUGUAAUUUGUUGCAUAUGUUUAUUAUGAAGU